AUUUUAUUUACAGUUCUGGCCGUGGUUGCCAUGGCAAUGGCAGAUGAAUCGAGCAUACACAGACUCCUCAUUGAUGCAACUAAUCAUUUCACCGCUAAAAUGUUUACUGAAGUCGCAAAAGAGAAUUCCGGCAAAAGCGUUGUAAUGUCCGGUUUCUCAGCGAUGACACCUCUAGCUCAACUGGGCUUAGCCUCAGUUGACAUAACACAUGACGAAAUCCUCGAAGUCAUCGCCCUACCCAAUGAUAAUGCUACCAAAGAAGUGUUUUCUUACGUGAGUCAAGACGUACGGUCAGUAAAAGGAGUCGACUUGAAGAUAGCCAACAGAAUAUUCCUUCCAGGAGAUGUUGAACUAAAUGAGGAAUUCGGUGUAGUUUCUAGGGACGUAUUCCAUUCAGACAUAAAGCAAGUUGAUUUCGUUAAGAACUUUGAAGCUGCUGCCACUAUCAACUCUUGGGUUGAGGAUAACACUAAUAAAAGGAUCAAGGAUUUGGUCGACCCUCAAUCUUUAGGAUCUGACACAAAAGCUGUUCUCGUAAAUGCCAUCUAUUUCAAGGGCACCUGGAAGAAGAAAUUUGACUCUAGACUGACGAGAGACCGCGAUUUUCAUGUGACAAAAGACAAAACUAUUAAAGUUCCUACAAUGGCUAAAAGUGACGACUUCAAAUACGGCUACAGUCAGGAAUUAGAUGCUAAGCUCUUGGAAAUUUUCUAUGAAGGAGAAGAAGCAUCACUCUUAAUUGUUCUUCCGAAUCAAAUUGAUGGACUAAAUGCUCUUCAAGAGAAAUUGAAAGACCCCAGCGCUCUGGAGAAGGCCACAGAAAAGAUGUACACCACUCUAGUCUCUGUGUAUCUCCCCAAGUUUAAGAUUGAAACCAGAAUUAACCUAAUAACUGUACUUGAAAAUAUGGGGAUUAAAACCUUAUUUGACUCCAAAAAGGCUAGACUGGAAAAGCUUCUUAAAAACUUUGGCAGAGGUUUAUACGUUAGUGAUGCUAUCCAGAAGGCGUUCAUCGAAGUAAAUGAAGAAGGAGCUGAGGCAGCUGUGGCAAGUGUGUACUACGGCCGAGGCGCCAGUAUUAUUAUUGACGAACCAGAGGUUUUUCGGGCUUUCCACCCUUUUCUUUUCUUUUUGACACACAAAAAGAAUAUCAUACUUAACGGAGCCUACAUUUCUUAG
Messenger RNA from Diatraea saccharalis (sugarcane borer), 1179 nucleotides. The record is from the annotation of a GenBank genome assembly. NCBI's taxonomy places the organism in Eukaryota, Metazoa, Arthropoda, Insecta, Lepidoptera, Crambidae.